AUGGAAAGAAACCAGGAAGAGGGUCUUCCCAUAAUAAAUUCACCCGUCAGUCCUUCUCAAAGCAAACAUUCCUUUGGCUCAGGUCGUAAUGUAAUGCAAGGACUGCAAUUUACUUCUAUAGAAAGUCCUAAUGUGGGUUUCGGUUCUCGUUCUUAUAUCAGUUCUAUGGGUUUGUCUGUGGGAGCUCGGUCAUACUCUGCCUCUCCUUUAAAUAUUCGAAGUCAAUCAUUGGCUCUUGGCGAUUUGGAGCUUGUUUCAGAAGAUGACAAAAAAAAUGAUUCACCUGUCGAUUCAUCUGCCGCUGGUCAAAGUAAUUUAUCAUUGCUCCUUCAGAAAUCAAAAACUCCCUCACCACCUGAUCUUCAAGUACAAUCUCAAUCACAAUCUUCGAAUAAUUCGGGUAUCCCGCAAUUAAGGGUUAAUGGACGUAUACAGGGGUCACCAAGUAAUAAUUCAGGUUACGAUCCCAAGGAAGAAUCUAGGCCGUUGCUAGAAGUUCCCUUUAGCAACUAUGGAAAUAGAAAUCCGGUUGAUGAUUUGGUUCCUAUCGAAGAGAAUCAUUGGACUGAAAAAUCGUGGUUCGAAUGGCUACCUUGUGUCGGUGGUCGACAAUCCCACUUACACAAUGGAGAAGAACCGUCGAGACCAUGGAGGCAUAUUACACCAGCGGACAUAUUCCAAAUUUUUAUUCGAGAUCCGAUAUCAUAUUUGCCUGCGGUUUUUCUUGGUCUAUUAUUAAACUUGCUGGACGCCAUAUCAUAUGGUCUAAUCACGUUCCCGGUAAAUAACGCAAUGUUCUCUACUCUGGGACCGGACGGGAUAUCCAUGUUUUUCGUCAGUUGCAUCGUCUCACAACUUGUCUAUUCUGGCGGCUUUAGCAAAUUUGGAGGUGGUAAUGGCAGCAUGAUGAUAGAAGUCGUCCCUUUCUUACAUAUAAUGGCAGAAAUUAUCUUAAAGGAAAUUGGCAAUGACAAAGAUGCUGUUAUCUCUACUACCAUCUUAUCGUUCGCAAUAAGUUCAGUACUUACUGGUCUUGUAUUUUUACUACUUGGAGCCCUGAAGCUCGGAUCUUUAAUAGAAUUUUUUCCACGUCAUAUUCUCGACGGAUGUAUUGGUGGGGUUGGAUGGUUUCUGGUUGCAACUGCUAUCGAGGUUUCUGCAGGUCUUAAAAGUGGCUUAGGAUUCAAUUAUGAAACCUUAAUUGCACUUUUCAAUCUUCACUCUCUCUGUUUGUGGGGUUCUGCAUUAAUGUUAGCACUGCUACUAAGAGUAAUAUGCCACAAAAUUCACCAUGCACUUGUUGUUCCAUACUACUUCAUGAUCACUCCCCUUAUCUUUUACCUUAUUGUCUACAUCUUCCAAUUGGAUUGGGGCGACUUGAGGGAUGAUGGAUGGGUAUUCAAAAUGCCUGCAGGCGAUGCUCCCUGGUACCGUUUCUAUACCUACUAUGACUUCUCCAAAGUGGAUUGGAGUGCUUUAUUGAAAACUGUUCCGGCAAUGUUUGCUCUCACAUUUUUUGGCAUUCUGCACGUCCCAAUUAAUGUUCCGACCUUAGGAAUAUCUCUUAACGAAGAUAACGUUGACACUAAUCGUGAAUUGGUAGCCCAUGGUGUAUCAAACCUACUUUCCGGACUCGUUGGCAGCGUGCAGAAUUACUUGGUGUACACCAAUUCUCUUCUUUUCUAUAGAUCUGGCGGUGACAAUCGCGUUGCUGGAUUGAUGCUUGCAGCAGGAACAACUAUUAUUCUCUUAAUAGGCCCUUGGAUCGUAGGUUACGUCCCCGUCAUGGUUGUCGGUGCUCUUAUUUUCCAUUUGGGCAUUGAUUUGAUGAAGGAGGCGUUAGUUGAUACUUGGGGCGUAGUAAAUCGUAUGGAGUACUUCACCAUAACCGCGAUCGUUAUUGCCAUGGCUACUCUCGGCUUUAUAGAGGGUAUACUUUUGGGAAUAAUCAUGGCAUGUAUAUUCUUCGUUGUUUCAAACUCUCGCAGGAGUGCUAUUCGAGCUACCUUCUCCGGAAGUUCAGUAACAUCCAUUGUUAGACGCCGUUAUCGCCAACAAAAGUUUCUUAAAAGAGUUGGAAAUCAAAUUUACGUGAUGAAAUUGCAAGGUUACAUGUUCUUUGGUACCAUCAAUGGUGUAGAGAACGCAAUUCGUCAGGUGCUAACCUUUCGAAUAUGGAGGAGGAAUCCAAUUUCAUUUUUGAUUGUAGAUUUCUCUUUAGUUACCGGGUUGGAUUACAGUGCUGCCAAAGCAUUUGUCAGAAUUCACAGAAUUUUAGAAGCAAGACGUGUUCAUCUUGUGAUCUGUGGCGUUCUACAUAAUUCUGAAAGUGCAAAUGCUCUAGCUGCUGUCGGAAUUUGGGGGGAUACAAUGAAAGAAUAUAUACAAUUCUUCGAGAAUUUUAACGAAGCAUUAGAAAGGUGCGAAAAUAUGUUACUAGAAGUAUAUUACAACAGAAGACGAUCAGUUUUGGCAUUAACAGAUCAACCCGUAAAUAAAGGCAUGGCGCAACCUACCAGACUUUCACCACCCAAAGAAAUUUUGAACAUAUCAUCUCCGCGUAACAAUCUCGUUCAAGAUGCUGGAAAAUCGAUCCUACGUGAUGAAAGACCACCCCAACACGACAAACCAACCUCCGUUCUAAUAGAAACUUUUCAAGAUAACACUGACAAAAAUGAGGAAUUCUUCAGUAAAUUAGCGCCAUACUUCCACGAAGUCAAUGUUCCAUCAGGAGAGAUCCUUUGGAAUCAAGGUGACUCACCUAAUUGUCUUUACCUUGUCGAUCACGGUGUACUUCGCGUACAUUGGAGAGCCGCGGAGGGUGUUCAUGCGAGACCGGUUGAAAGUAUUUUACCUGGUACGCUGGCGGGUGAAUUAGGGUUCUUUACUAAAAGGAAAAGGGAUGCAACGCUAUAUGCCGAUCAAAGAUGCGUGCUGUGGCAGAUGAAGACAGAAGAUUAUGAUAAAUUACUGGAAAAUGAUCCAAAAGUUGCUAAUGACUUCAUGCGUCUAGCCCUACAUUUUUCUGCCGAAAGAUUAAGUACCAUGAUGCAGUAUGCAUUCCUUUUGGCUCAAUAG
Messenger RNA from Acaulospora morrowiae, 3078 nucleotides. The record is from the annotation of a GenBank genome assembly. NCBI's taxonomy places the organism in Eukaryota, Fungi, Glomeromycota, Glomeromycetes, Diversisporales, Acaulosporaceae.